UGUUUACAUUUGCGUACAAGACCUGCAUGAAUUGAAGUCAGAAUGGCAACUUCGCUGCAGAGUCAAUUAAGCAGACUCCGCGCUCCGCAGACUUCGAUUCUUACCCAGAAAAAGAAGCAACCUAGUCUUUUGUUUGAUCCCAAAGAGGCUGCCAAUUUAGACAGAGAAACUGUCUUCCAGAUCGGUAAAAAUGGUCUCGAGGAAUUGAUAAAGCUAAGUGAAAUGUUCGCUGAGUUCAAGCGUGACUUGUUCUCGCACAGCACAGUGGAUCUUGAGAGAUCAGUGCACGACAAGGCGAUUAACAAGGUCUUAGACGGAAGAAUCAAACGAUUUCUAAUUCUUCUGUCACCCUACUUCCUUCUCAAUCCAGCGCACAAAACACUUGAAUGGCUGAUCCGCAGAUUUCACAUCCACGAAUUCAACAGGGUUCAAUUUUUGCUCCUCAUACUUCCUUACCACGAGACACGGAUGUUCGUCAGAGCUCUCCAGCUGGUGAACGUUUCAGCUGCCAGCGAUAAUUGGCACUGGUUAGAACCACUCCAGAAACCUGGCGUCCCAUUAGCCACAACGACUCUGAUUAAUCGAGUAUCAUCUGACAAUGGACUACUCAGAAAUAUCUGCGAGCAUGUAUGCGAGGCGACCGAAGUCUGUGGAGCUCAAGCGUCUUCACUGGGCACGCUCUACGCGUUUUACACAAUGACAUUGAUCGGUGUUUUGGACAGGUCGAAAUCACUGAACGAAAAUCAAAUGACGCACUUAUUAUUUUCAUUGGAAAAAGGCCUGAGCAGUAAAGUUGUCGACUUCGCAUCGAGCAGCUACAUGCUGGUGAGUAAAAUCUGCAGUAAAGCACAGCUGAAGAAGGAAACGUUGAACCACAUCGCUCACGCCAUGCUUACGAAACCGCCGCUCCAAUACGAGCCGAUCCUGCUGCUCGUCUUCAUGUUCAAUUCCCAACCGGUAUCGGUCUCCGUAAAAGUGAUAAACAAACUCUCGGAGCUCGCUUGGUUCCCGGAAAUGCUCGCCAAGGUGAAAUCGUCCGGCGGUAAGAUCGAGAAUUUCGUUGUCAAGUUGCUCGGUAGCUGCAUACGCUGCGUGCAAAAGGGCAAACUCGACGCGUAUCAAAAAGUGCACAAGAUGGGCGAAGACCUGUUGAAAGCGAUAAGGUUCAGCGACGACGAAGUCGACGCAAUACUGGAAAAAACGCUGCGUCUUCACGUCCCGAUAGACAACAUUUCUGAAGAGUCGACGAAGUUCCUCGUAAACUUUUUCCACGCCCUCGAAAAGCAGUACCCUGAAAAAUUCGAUGCCUACCUGAAAAGCCUCGUCCAGAAGGGGGAGAGCGACGCUGAGUCCCAAAAGGUCCUUGGUCUUCUUCUGCCUUGGCAUGCGGACAUCCGCAGCGCCCAGGGUACCAUGCAAGUGCUGGAUCGCCUUCACCACAUCGAUCCGAACCAGAGAAUAGCCGGGCUGAAAUUGGUCGCCGAGAACAAAGUACAAGUCUCGAAAAAUUAUUGCGACAUGGUGACCAACGCGUUGCUGGCGAGGUUCAGGGACGACAAUGAGGAUGUGAUCCUUACGCUGCUGACGAUGUUCUCAACGGACAAACUGAAGUCCCUCUUCACGGUGGACGUCCUGGUGGACGAGUUGCUUCGCCUCGUUCUCAAAAGCAACCCGUACUCGCCAACCGUCUUCGGGAUUCCGGCGCUCAGGAUUCUGCUCAGUCUUUGCAGCCACUACGAUACCCGAGUCUUCAUCACCGUGCUGCCAUACUUGUUCCCGAGAAACAAGGAUGAGGUCAAGAUAUCCAUGGAAGUACUGAACUCUGACUAUGCUAACAAUAACACUUACAUGCAAAUGGUGAAGAGCGAUGCCGGAUCCGAACCAGGCGCGCCGGAGGCCAUUUCGUCCGCUGCGUUCCACCGGAUAUUGGACACUACUCUCUUGCCCUCAACCGCCAGCAUACUUUCGACGCUUAAGCAGCAGGAGACGCACGGAAACGCCGUCAGUAUGUUCUUCAGUAUGAUACUCCUUGGCUCGGUGUGCCGAGUCCCAGUUGGUUUGCUCUCGCACGAGGUGGCUCGUGACAUAAUCGACAUUGCCUCUAAAGUCCUAAAAAGCUAUCCCAAGGUUCGAUUGCUGCCCAACUGCAAUCAGCUCAACGGCGACAAGAUCGUCGAUGCCUUGGAGUUGGCCUCGAAAGAAGUACUUCCGCUGCAGGUUGGAACCUACGUCCUCGAAAUGGUCCAUCGGCGUCUUGACCUCAGCGCCAAUCCAACCCUGGACUUCGAGGGAGCGUCGGAACGGAGUCAGCUGGUCCUUAACUUCAUUCAGAUAUUCUUCGAGGGUGUUAACAAGCCGGACAGGUCCGAGCACUACCUUUGGUGUCUCAAGAUAUUCCUUAAGAGGCACUUCGCUAACGCUGAAGAUACAAUUUGCUUCCUUUCUCAGCUGUUCGCCCAGCCGGUUUCAUCACAGACGUCUCUUCACUGUCUUCAAAUAGUUUAUUCGCUCCUGGAAUCAAAACAGUCGCUUCAGUGGGCCUUUCAGGAUUGCACAUUCAUCCCAAAUCUACUCGUAGCUCUGGCCAACGAGAACACCGACUGCAGAGCAAGUGCCGUAAAGAUACUCCAGAGGCUUUCACAGAGUUUCAAUCUAUCCACCGGCGGUUUCUCUGCCUUGCUCGGGGAGCUCAUGGAGCGAAAAGCGGAGAUCAAAAUGGACCACGAACAGCUGUCGCUUAUUCUGUACACUCUGCUUUCUCCCGAUCCAGACGUUCAGCAUCAGAUAACUCCCAAUCGACGAUUAGGCCUGCAGGAAGGACUUGCUCAGCUUCUGGCAACCGCGACCUCAAAAAGCACUCCAAUUCACACGGUGUCUCAGAUACUGGAUAUUUUGUCCCAUGUGAACGGGAUCACGGUGCUGCAAAGUCUAGCGCCGCUAGGAAUCUCGCUCCUCGAACAAAUACAAAGCUUACCCUGUGCUCCAAGGUUCGCUGGAAGCGCGUUGAAGAACAUCUUGCAGAGAUUCGACGCUUCGACGGCAGGAGCUUUGAGCGACAAACUAGUGUCGCAGCUGUUCGACAAGAGCAUCAAAGACUAUAAGUCGAGGAUACGUUUCAGUAGCGAUUACCAACCGCCGAGUGUAAUCCUGAUGAAGCAGAUAGACGAAACGUUCUUCGAGCAGGCUGGCAAAUUGUCGAAAGUACAGCAGGCGAAGAUCCUCGCCAGUAUAAUCGACGCGGUCACGGAUUGCGAGCUGAGCUCAGUGGUCGCUGCUGGUAAUCGAGCGGUUCGACAGAUCAGGCUCGACGCUCAGCUUAUAGUGGAUGAGCUGAAGCUGAUGGCGAACGCGAAGUUGGCUGUCCCGGCGGGAAAGAAGAGCAAAGUGACGGCGUCUCUGGACCCCCGAGUAAUCAGCACAAGGGCAUGGAAGCGGGGAAUAACGCUGUUGGAGUUUGUUCAGAGAGCGGAUAACGUAGACAGGGCUGAACUCUUGGUCCCCAUCCUCUUUGAUCUCCUCCGUGUGUCGCUGAAGUUUGAGGAGCAGAGCGCGUUGGAGUACACCAACCAGCUUAUAUUGUCCUCGAUUCUACAUCUGAAUGUCAACUCUCUGGCUAUAACGGAAGGCCACGCGCAGGUCGACCUGAUCGCGGAAUGCAUAAGGACGUCGCAGAACCCGCAGACUCAUCAUCACGCGCUUCUAGUUCUGGUUGAAUUGUUUAAGGUGGCUGAUCUCAAGGUGGCGUUGAACAACAUCAUGCCCAUUUUCACGUUUAUGGGCUCGUCCGUUCUCAGACAAGACGACGCUUACUCGAUCCAGAUUAUAUCCAAGACCAUUGAAACCAUUGUGCCAAUAAUAAACGCCGCCGAAGACGAGAUCUACGCCUGCGAUAUCCUCCGCGUAUUCAUCACCUCCUUACCUGACAUUCCGGAGCAUAGACGUGGCCCGCUAUUCGUGAAGCUACUUCAGUUACUGGAAAAGCAUCUGCACUUGUUCUUCCUCCUUUCAUUCGAAAGCCACGUACUUGCGAUUCCGAAAAAAGGCGAAGAAAAAACUCGCGAACUAUCUUCCCCAACGCUAGAGUUCGCCCUUAACAUAUCGCAGGAGUUCACGCAGCGACAGCUCAUCAACGUCUGCGUAAAACUGAUGCAAUUCACACAGUCACUGCCCAUCGAGGUCGAGGAUGAGAAAGGUUUGAGAAAGGCCAAGUUUAAUGGUCAGAAUCACAUUUUCGACGUGAAUCAAAACACUGGGAAACAGCUGAGGCACUUCAAACACACGGUCCUUCUGUUCGUCAGCUCUCUGUUGUCGUCCUCCUGGUUUGUCAACAAGGUUGCUGAGCUCGGUCCCGAGGAAACAAUGGGCCUGAAAAAUGAUUAUUAUGAGUUAAUCGUUGAGAUUGUUAAACUUGUUGAGCUGAUGGCCAAAAGCUAUAAUGCUAACCAGACUCAGUCCAAGGGAACCUACUGGAAGGUGAUGCUUCACCGCGCUUACGACGUACUGGAUAACGUGAACAGCCUUCUGUCGAAUCACACAUUCGUCGAAAGUGUUGAACGGCUGAUGCAACAUAAUUCUAUGCUCAUUCGAAAGAAAGCUCUAGAACUUUUGAACACAAGACUUCUGCAGAAGAACUUCGGCCCAGAUGAUCGCGAUGUUCUUUUCACCCUGAUGGAGCCAUUGAUGCGACUCGCCAGCAUGGGAAAACAGAAAUCUGCGCAUCUCGAGAACGAAGUUAUUCAACAAUUCGCCCUCAUCAGUCUCAAAUUACUCGCGAAAAUCCUAGCAACAGAUCAUCCUGUUGUAUUCAAACCAGUACUCGAGCUGACGACUAAUCUGGUGCAGUCUCGAGAUGGUCCAGUAUUGGCUAGUGCAGUAUUAUGCCUGGCGGAAUUGUGCGGAACAAUGCGAACACACGCCCUUCAUUCGUUGAACACGUUCAUUCCGGCGAUACUACGAAUUCUCAAAGAAAAAUGCCAGAAAAGCGAUUGUCCAGAAAUUGUCGUCCUCAGCGUGGUUUCUGCGCUUCAAAAGAUCGUCGAAUCCCAUUCCAGCUUCUUGUCGCCACACUUGGACAAGCUCCUCUUUGAGCUGGUAAAGCUCAGGUCUCGAUACAGCGACAGCGACCAUAUGAAGAUAGCGCAGAUUGUUCAGCGGCUGAAAACCACGAUGCUGAAGCUUUCGGCUUCCGUACCACUUCGAGUCUUGCUACCGACGGUAACCAAAACCUACGAGAAGUUAAUCAAACAGGAACUCUACCGGUGUGUUGAUCCGCUAAUGAACGUGCUCGCUGAUUCCUUCUCGAAUGCUCAGUCCAAUGAUCUUAACGCUGCCAUACACGACUUGGCUGGAUUUUUCCUUAAGGUCUUACAGUUCCGUGAAGAUCUGAUAUCCCAGAAUCGACUGCUUGAUGCUGCUACUCUGGCUGAUGUCGCACUUGUCGAGGAAAGUGCUAGCAAAGCGCUCGUUACCUUGGUUCUCAAGCUCAGCGAAGCCACCUUCAGACCGUUGUUCUAUCGCCUCUACGAUUGGGCUGCAAGAAAUCCCAAUCAGAAACUGCGUAACAUCACGUUUUACAGGUUGACAGCGAAUAUAGCAGAGUCCUUGAAGUCUUUGUUCAUUUUGUUUGCGGGUCACUUCCUGAAACACGCAGCCUCGCUAUUGGCGAGUCAAAAUCCCUCCGUGACCGAGGAUGAAAAGAAGGCCGAUGGUCUGAGGAUGCCACUGGAAGUAAACCAGGUAGAAUUGGUCGAAGGGAUUCUUCUCACUUUAUACAGGAUAUUCCUGUACGAUCCCAGAAACUUUGUUACCGAGGAGAGAUUCCAGACUCUUGCACAGCCGAUAAUUGAUCAGCUGGAAAACGAUAUCGGGGGUAAAGAUGCAUACGAAAAGAGGGCCGAGGAUCUCAUAAUUCCGUGCAUCGCUAGCUUUGCUGGUGCUAUUCAGGACGACUCGCUCCAUAAACAACUCGUCUAUCAGAUCCUGUUGAAAACCAGACACGUUAAAUCUUACGUCAGGAGCAGCGCUCUUAACUCCAUAGUGGAGAUUGCCAGAAAAUUGGGGGACGAUUUCCUGCCUCUUUUACCGGAAACCGUACCGUUUUUGGCCGAGCUUUUAGAAGACGAAGAUGAGGAGACAGAGAAACUCGCACAAGACGCUGUCCGGACUUUAGAAGAGGUCCUAAACGAACCUCUACAAAAAUAUUUCUAGGGUCCCUGAAGUUUAUUUUACUUUCAUCAACAUUUCGUCGAUUACCUUGUCUGCCUCAAUUUACAAAUAAAAUGAUGCGUUAUACAUUUUGAAAGUAAUAAAACUGUUGUCGGUUAUACGUAUCGUCAAUUGUGUUAUUAUUCUAACCCAACCCAUUAGUACUUACAAUAAAUACACAGAUUUCUCGUUCGAUGAUAAUGAUAAAAAUCUAUUUGGAACGUUUUAGGAUGCAUCGAGUGAGAGUAGAUAUUACAUGUAUCAAUCCGAAACACGGAUAAUAAA
Molecule: messenger RNA, 6489 nt
Organism: Diprion similis
Lineage: Eukaryota; Metazoa; Arthropoda; Insecta; Hymenoptera; Diprionidae
Product: HEAT repeat-containing protein 1 homolog
Exons: 8
Coding region: 43-6207 (2054 amino acids)
Biological process (GO): maturation of SSU-rRNA from tricistronic rRNA transcript (SSU-rRNA, 5.8S rRNA, LSU-rRNA); positive regulation of transcription by RNA polymerase I
Cellular component (GO): 90S preribosome; small-subunit processome; t-UTP complex
Molecular function (GO): snoRNA binding
Source: RefSeq, a predicted model, not a curated record